Messenger RNA from Eucalyptus grandis, 1185 nucleotides. Its product is annotated as wall-associated receptor kinase 5-like. Bases 1 to 1185 code for a protein of 394 amino acids. The record is from RefSeq and is a predicted model, not a curated record. The transcript has 4 exons. Lineage: Eukaryota; Viridiplantae; Streptophyta; Magnoliopsida; Myrtales; Myrtaceae.
AUGUUUGUAGCCAGAGAUUGUUAUAAUUCGUCUGGCGGAUCCUUGAACAACAAUGAUCCUUGGCUCAUUCUUCCCGAUUUCCCCAUAUCUUCUGCCAAGAACAAAUUUAUCGCCGUGGGAUGCGACACGUACGCGACCUUCAGCGGAAGCACGUAUGUGACGGGGUGCUUGUCCUCAUGCGGCAACAUCUCGGACGUGAUUAAUGGGUCGUGCUCAGGCAUUGGUUGCUGCGAGACUAGCAUACCUCGAGACGCCUACCGAUACAACAUCUCUGUCACUAGCUAUAACAAUCAUGUCGGCAUCUGGGAAUUCAAUCCAUGCGGAUACGCUUUCGUUGCCGAAGACGGCUUUAGCUUCUCUAAGGACAAUCUGCACGAGCUGCCAUUUGAUAUGGUCCCUAUAGUUGUCGAUUGGUUAAUUCCAGAUCAAACAUGCGAUGAUGCAAAGAAGAAUACAACGACCUACAUGUGCCAAGAGAACUCCAUUUGUACAGAUGCUGAGAAUGGAAACGGCUACCAGUGCCGCUGCUCGGAGGGUUUUCAAGGGAAAUUUCCUAUCUCCAAAAUGGUUGUCAAGACAUCCCUUGAGAGUUGUGCCGUUGUUGUGCUCAUUGGCGGCUCUAUUCUCAGUAGUUACGGCGGAUGUAGUCAAACAACAAAGCCCGGAUGCACGAACAGAUGUGGCAACCUCACCUUCGCGUACCCAUUUGGGAUGAACAACACCGGCAACGACUGCUACUUCAAAGAAUCAAACUCUUUCUUCAUCUUUUGCGACAACUCGACUGGCACUCCCACUCCUUAUAUGUACGCCAGAGAUUGUUAUAAUUCGUCUGGCGGAUCCUUGAACAACAAUGAUCCUUGGCUCAUUCUUCCCGAUUUCCCCAUAUCUUCUGCCAAGAACAAAUUUAUCGCCGUGGGAUGCGACACGUACGCGACCUUCAGCGGAAGCACGUAUGUGACGGGGUGCUUGUCCUCAUGCGGCAACAUCUCGGACGUGAUUAAUGGGUCGUGCUCAGGCAUUGGUUGCUGCGAGACUAGCAUACCUCGAGACGCCUACCGAUACAACAUCUCUGUCACUAGCUAUAACAAUCAUGUCGGCAUCUGGGAAUUCAAUCCAUGCGGAUACGCUUUCGUUGCCGAAGACGGCUUUAGCUUCUCUAAGGACAAUCUAUCAAACAUGCGAUGA